Molecule: messenger RNA, 6310 nt
Organism: Spinacia oleracea (spinach)
Lineage: Eukaryota; Viridiplantae; Streptophyta; Magnoliopsida; Caryophyllales; Amaranthaceae
Product: 2-dehydro-3-deoxyphosphooctonate aldolase
Exons: 4
Coding region: 2874-6050 (1058 amino acids)
Biological process (GO): biosynthetic process; DNA transposition
Cellular component (GO): cytoplasm
Molecular function (GO): zinc ion binding; 3-deoxy-8-phosphooctulonate synthase activity; transposase activity
Source: RefSeq, a predicted model, not a curated record
CGUGUAGGUAGUAAUUGACAAAAAAGAAAAUCGAAAUUCCCUUUGGUUCAACUUCAAACCAAAAACUUAAACGGACCGCAAUACCGAAUUGCAAAAUCAGUUGCCGAAAAGUGCAAUUGAUAAGAAGGACUUUGUUUUCGUUUUAACGCUCCGAAGUCCGAACAGUGUACACGAUCUCAUCAGUGUAAGCUACUACUGUCAUAUCUCACGAUCUAUCUGCUUCUCCUAAGAGUUUGACACCAUCUCUAAGGAAAUACGCUGAAAAAAAAUGGAUUCUUCCGUAUCUCUAUAUACCCAACUUAAGGCAGCCCAACCGUUCUUCGUGAUGGCGGGUCCAAAUGUAAUUGAGUCUGAAGAGCACGUUAUGAAGAUGGCUAAACACAUAAAGGCUAUAACAACCAAAGUUGGGGUGCCUCUGAUCUUCAAGUCCAGCUUUGACAAGGCUAACAGGACAUCUUCUAAAUCAUUCAGGGGUCCUGGUAUAGCUGAAGGCCUGAAAAUCCUUGAGAAAGUGAAAGUAGCAUAUGACCUCCCUAUAGUAACUGAUGUGCACGAAAGCAGUCAGUGUGAAGCUGUGGGUAAAGUUGCUGAUGUCAUCCAGAUCCCGGCUUUCUUAUGCCGCCAGACGGACCUCCUUGUUGCAGCUGCCAAAACAGGGAAAAUCAUCAAUAUUAAAAAAGGUCAAUUUUGUGCUCCUAACGUGAUGGUGAACUCUGCUGAAAAAGUCCGAGGGGCUGGUAAUCAAAAUGUUAUGGUUUGUGAGAGGGGGACUAUGUUUGGGUACAAUGAUUUGAUUGUGGAUCCUCGGAACUUGGAAUGGAUGAGAGAAGCUAAUUGCCCAGUUGUAGCUGAUAUUACUCAUUCACUACAACAACCUGCUGGGCAAAAGUUGGAUGGUGGAGGUGUUGCUAGUGGAGGGUUUCGGGAGUUGAUUCCGUGUAUCGCAAGGACAUCAGUUGCAGUGGGAGUUGAUGGAAUCUUCAUGGAGGUCCAUGACGACCCAUUAAGUGCACCCUGUGAUGGGCCCACACAAUGGCCUCUUCGCCAUUUGGAAGAGUUGCUCCAAGAGCUGGUUGCUAUUGCUAAAGUAAGCAAGGGGAAACAACAGUUUGCCAUUGAUUUGACACCAUUCCGUGAUUAGGAAGACCUUUUGAGUAAAGGUUAGUAACCUCAACUUAUCCUUUCAUUCCAGAAUUCAGAUUAUCAAAUGCUGCAUUUUUACAAACUCAGUAGUAUCAACUAAGUUCAUCAUUACUCAUUAGUCGCCAGCCUUACACUUUUCAAAUAGAUUGAAGCCGAUUUAUUAGCUUAUUGCUACCUUUUAAUAACCUUGUACUGCUAUAAUGUACCAUUGCAUGCCAUUAAUGAAGUUUUCAAUUGUUGGUUUUUCAGUUUCCUCCCCCUUCCCCGCUCCUCCUAUAAUACGGAGUAUAUGCCAGUUACCGGUUGCUAUCACUACUAGAAAUAACACCUUUAACGACCAAUGGUUAACGACAAUAGCAAUAACAUUGUCGUUAAACAACGAAAAUCUAAAAUUUUAACAAAUGGAGCGAGGCCUUUUUUAACUUUCUUGUCAUCGUUAAUGUGAAGAAGUUUAUAAGAUUACUCUAAACACACCAAAACCUAAGUACUCCGUAAGAUUUAUUUUUAACUUUUUAAAACCUUGCUUUUGUGUUCUUGAAUUCUAGUUACGGCGGUGAGGGUUAAAGAUAUUUUUUUGGAAACCCAUUAUUGGUCACCUUCCUUUCUCAUUUCAAUCGGCGAUAACUCAAGCCUUUUGGGCAUGGUUUUGGGGGUGGAAUUUGCAAAAGGAAGCGGCAGUCAUAGUGGAAUCGAAAAAGGUAGAGGAUAAGGUGGUUGAACAGUUAAAGAUCGAAGUUUCGGUGAUGGAAUUGGCGGCGAGAUAGGCGACUGCUAUAGCAGCACGAGUAAGGUCAAUUUCUAUUUGAAUCUUGUUCUAUCUAAGUUACAAUUUAAAAAUUUCUUAUACUAUGGCCUUAUUUGGUAGAGAGGAAUUGGUAGGAAAAGAAAGGAAAUAACCUUUCAUGUAUUUGGUUUUAAAUAGGAAAAUUUGUCAGAAACUACCUUAUAAAUUCAACAUUUUGCGAGAAACUACCUAAUAAAAAAAAAGUGGCAAAAAACUACCUUAUAUCAAAAAUAAUUUGCAGGAAGAUACCACUCGUCGGAUUCUGAGCGUUGACCGAUAAGCCCGACGUUGACUAAGCACGUGGAGGUCACGUGAUCUUGUUAAACCACCCUUAAUUUUUUUUCCCCUCUUUUCCAUUUUCUUAACUCAUAAACCCUAUUUGUUAAUCUGAUGUUUCUCUCUCCUCUUCUAUUAGCUCCGUUGCUUUCUCCUUGUAGCGCAUUAAAUCUCUGCAAUCUACCAUAGCUUCCAGAAUUCAAUUCAAUAGUUGAAUUGAGGAUAUAAAAAGUCCAACCAACCUAUUAAAAGGUAAGUGUACUCCAUAUCUACCUUUAUUUUUUACAAAAUUUUGCUUUGUACUUUCUCGAUCUGAGCAUUUCACUACUUUUGUCAUGGGUUAAGGUGGAAAAUCAAAGAGAGAGAAAGCAAGCUACAACAAAGAAAGGGGGACCAAUUACGAUAUUGGAGUAGUAUAAAGAUACAAAUAUAUUAGGAACUUUCAAUUGCUCCCAUUUACCCAAAAGAUUUGGGACUAAAUUAGUGACUAAUUGUGCUUAAAGAUGGUUGAUUUAAUAUUAAUAUUUUUACAUAGCCUAAUUUAAUAAUGUAAUUGCGAAUUUAAACAUGUAAGGAGGAAUUACUUGAUUUUUUUAGUGUGUAACAAUUUAAUUAAUAUUUAAUUUGAUACCCUCAGCCUAAUUGUUAAUUAUUUAAUUGGGAUACAUGUAUGAUAUUGGGAAUUUGGGAUGUUAAAAGUUUGUUUUUUUGUUAUCUCUUUUUCAGGUUUACUUAUCCAACUUAUAAACUGAUGGAGCCUAUUAAUAUUAGGUUAUUUUAUGGGGGUAGAUUUGUAACAAAGAAAUGGAAAACUACUUAUGAAAAAGGGGAUAGCAGUAAGUUUGGGUUCUCUUUGCAUCCUAAUGUAGGUGAAGUGUGCUAUUUUGAGUUUGUUGAUUGGAUUAAAAGGGAGUUAGGUUUUAAGGAAGUCGGACAUAUUUGGUUUCGGAAACAUGGAUGUAGCUUGUUUACGGGUAGAAAAGAGAUUAACAGUGAUGUUGAAAUUCCAGAGUUUCUUCAGUCAAAGGAAAAAGAUGGUUGGUACUAUUUAUAUGUGGUCCAUGAGGAAGCGAAGGAAAUUGAUAUUUCAAUUGAUAAUCUAAACUCAUUACAACCAAAUAUCCCCCCUUCCGUUGGCACUCAUACAAUACAAACUGCAUCCAAACAAACACCAAGAACAAAAAAAACUCAAUCUGCUAGCAUCAGGUAUAAGGAAUUAGUUCCCAUUUCUGAAGACAUUCUUGAAUAUGAAGCUGAGUGGGAUUCUGAUUCCGAUGACAGUGACAUGUGCUUAAGUGAAGGAGAUUUUGAGGAUGAGAGUGAUGACGAUCUUUUUGCUGCUAAUGUUGAUGCUAAUAUCAGUGAGAGAGUGACUAGAAGCUUAGAGGUUCCUUCCACUGAUAAAGAAGUAGAUGAAAAUGAGGAUGUUGGUGUUGACAUUCACUUUGACAGUGAUGUUGACCUGAAUGAGAGUGAUGAUGAAUUACAAAGCUUAGAUGGGUCUGAUGAUGAAGGGCCUAAUUAUCCUGUGUUUAACCCUCAAGUAGACUUCAGAGGUAACGUGAAACUAAGCCUGGGUAUGAAAUUCCCUAGUAAUACAGUGUUUAGGAAGGCUUUGAGGCAUCAUGCCAUUGAGUCUGGGCAUGAUUACUAUUACUUGCAUAAUGGUAGUAAGAGAAUAACGGUGUAUUGUGCAAAAAGAUGUGCAUGUCCUUGGAAAACUGCUAAGAUAGUAAAGUGUAGUUGUACUCAGAAGAGGAAGUGUAGGUUCAAAGUUCAUUGUGUGAAGAUGAAGGAUGAGGAAACUUUUCAGAUUAAGAGCCUUAGGUUAGUCCAUGUGUGUGGCCAUCAACACGAGAAUUCUAAGGUCACUUCUCAAUACCUAGCUGAGAGGUAUUUAGAAGAUUGGAGAGAGGAUCCUAAAAAAGACAUUUUGUCCUUUAUGCUGAGAGUUAGAAGAGAGGUUAAAGCGGAGGUGGGAUAUUAUAAGUGUUAUUAUUCUAGGCAAAUAGCUAUGAGGAUGAUAUUUGGAGAUGCUGCCUCAGAAUAUAAAAGAGUUUGGGAUUAUGCAGAGGCUAUAAGGCAUUACAAUCCAGGUAGUACAGCUAUUGUUAAGGUUGAAGGCAUAGAGACUUCACUGGUUGUGUUCCAAAGGAUCUACAUUUGUCUACAACCAUGCAAAGAAGGUUUUAUGGCUGGUUGUAGGCCGAUUUUGGGGGUGGAUGGGUGUCAUUUAAGGGGGUCACACCCCGGGGUGUUGUUGACUGCAGUAGGGAAGGAUGGUAAUAAUAACAUCUUCCCUGUUGCAUGGGCAGUAGUGGAAACGAAAAAUUCAGAGACAUGGGUAUGGUUUCUAGAGUUGUUGGUUCAAGAUAUAAAAUCUGUUGCUGAUGCAGUGACUUGGGUUCAUGAAAAUGAGGAUGAGGAUGACUUGACUUAUAUGUCUGACAGACAGAAGGGUUUAUUGGAUGCCUUCAACACUGUUGUUCCGAAUGCAGAAAUCAGAUUCUGUUGCAGACACAUAUGGGCAAACUUUAAGUUGAAGUUUUCCGGAGAGAUAUAUAGAGAGAGUUUCUGGAAGGCAGCAAGAGCAUCUACAAAGCACCAUUUUGACAAGUAUAUGGAGGCCAUUAAGGGUCUAAAUGUUGAAGCCUUUAAUUAUCUGAAUGCUAUACCAACGGUUCAUUGGUCGAGGCAUGCAUUUAGUACUAGGUCAAAGUCAGCCAUGGUGUUAAACAAUUGUUGUGAAAGUUUCAACAAUGUGCUGAGAGAGGCUAGGACCAGACCCAUAUUGUCAUUAAUGGAGUGGAUAAGGAGGUAUGUUAUGAAGAGGUGUUGUGCAAAACGAGAAGGUCUGAAAAAGUUUGAUGGUUUUAUAAUGCCUUCGGUUGAGAAAAUGGUUCAUAGAGGGCUUGAAAAGGUGACAAAUAUGAGGGUGAAUGAGGCCGAUUUGUUUGAAUUUGAAGUAGAUGAUGGUGAUGACACCUUUGUGGUUAAUUUGGAGACCAAAGAAUGUGGGUGUUUUAGGUGGAGCCUUAUGGGAAUUCCUUGCUGGCAUGCUCUUGCUUGUAUUGUGAAAAGAAGACUAAGAUAUGAGGACUAUGUCCAUCAAGCAUACCAGGUGAGCACAUAUGCAGCCACAUAUGCCCCAAUGUUUCAUGCUAUGCCAGGUCAAAGUCAGUGGCCCAAAACUCCAUAUGUAGAGCCUUUGCCCCCUCCGUACAGGAAGAUGCCUGGAAGACCUUCAAAACGGAAGAGGGUGAAGGAGGCUGGUGAAAAUAAAGACAAGCAACUAGUUAAAAGAGUUAAGAAGAUGAACAAGUGUAGCAGAUGUGGGGGCCUUGGACAUUACAAGAGUAAAUGUCAAAAUGUUCCCUUGCCACCAUCAGAUAAGCCCAAAUCAAAGGGUGGAAGGCCAAAAAGUUUCAAAGUUGGUUCUGUUUCAAUUACUCCAUUUGCCGCUACAACAUCAAAUGUUCCUGCAUCUGUUCCUGCAAAUAGAGCUCCUAGUGCAUCUGUUCCUGCAAAUAGAGCUCCUAGUGCAUCUGUUUCUACAAAUCGAGUUUCAUCUUCUACUACAAACCGAGCUUCAUCUCUUGUAAAGAGUGGUUCAAAGCGUGUUGUAAAAGGAGGUUCAGAAAGUGUUGUUGGUUCAAAGGGUGGGGGUACAAAGGCUGUUGUUGGUUCCAAGGUCGUCGGUUCAAAGGUUGUUGAUGUUUCAAAGUGUGGGGAAUCAAAGGGUGGUGUUGGUUCAAAGGGCGUUGCAUGUGGUGGUUCUAGGACUGGAAAUCCAAUGACUUCAUUGUCAAAGAAGACUACUAGAGCAAAGAAUACAACUAGAAGUUAGAAGCACCUGCUGCCAACUUCUAUUGUCAGCACUCAACAAUCACAAACUUCCAUGGACAUAUCUCAGAUUACAACUUGAACAAUAUCGGAAGUGUUUGUUAUUUUUUACUCAUUUUGGGAAGUAACAUUUAGUUGAGCGUGUAUUGUAGCUUAUGCAAUAUUACUCUUGGUUUUUGCUAUUUUUGGAAACAGAACUCUUCACAAUUUGUACAUGUUUUACGUUCAGAUUAUUGAAGUAGUAAGAAGGAAAUGUUACAAAAA